Messenger RNA from Prorocentrum cordatum, 840 nucleotides. Lineage: Eukaryota; Dinophyceae; Prorocentrales; Prorocentraceae. The record is from the annotation of a GenBank genome assembly.
AUGGCGGGGUCUCCAGGGGAGAGCGCAGGCCCGUUCCGCCAGUUUGCCGUUCUGUUGCUGCGGAUGCUGCACAUGAACUGGAAGAAUCCGUACGUAUUCGGUGUGCGCUUGGCCAUGUACAUCGCGCUGGCGUUCAUGGUCGGAACCAUGUACUACGACGUGGGUGAGGUGGCCCGUGGAGAUGAGCCUGUUGCCGCUGAAGCCGCAGCCACCUCGCUCCUGGCUCUGCUGUUCUACGUGCAGCCAUUUCUCGUCUUCAUGUCAGUCGCAAUCCUUCCGUUCUUCCUCGAGAUACGGGACGUCUUCCGGCGGGAGCGAGCCAACGGACAGAUCACCUGUCUGCCGUACGUGCUCGCCGACUUCCUCGCCGGACUCCCUGGCGUCACGCUCAUUGCUCUGAUCUCCACGAUGCUCGUCGUGUGGCUGGCAAAUCUCAAUGGCUUCGCCCAGUUCUUCGCGAACCUGCUGCUGUCCCUGAUCGUGGCCGAGUCCCUCAUGCACGUGAUCGGCGCCGCCCAGCCACACUACAUCAUCGGCAUGGCAUUCGGGGCGGGCCUCUUCGGCAUGUUCAUGCUCUGCGAAGGAUUCAUGGUCAAGCCGCAGGACAUCCCGGACGGCUGGGUCUGGGGCUAUCACCUCGCCUUCCAUACUUACUCUUUCGAAUGGUUUGUGCACAACCAGUUCGACGACGGGACGCGCGUCGGCGAGGCCGUUUUGAAGAGCUUCGAAAUGGAGGAUGUGGACCCGCUCCGGAACGCUCUCAUAUUGAUGGCGUACGCGGCCGUCUUCCAGGCGGCAUAUUUCAUGGUCCUGAACGUCUUCCACACAGGGAAGCGUUGA